GGACAAUAAAGUACAAAUGUUCGUGUAUGUGAAAACUGGCCACGUUGUUGUAUCCAGAAUGUUUGGGAAAUCUUACCAGUUGCCACUUGCCACCCUUAUUCACGCUUCCCAAAAAAGUUCUCUUUUUUGCUUUCUCCCACUCUUGGAUCGCACACACGAAUCUUGGAAUCAUACCCUCUUUGAUUCCUCCAAAAAAUUGCUGUCAUAGGUAGCAGCUUUUAAGGUUCUUGAUACCUUAAUUGUACUACACAAUCAAAAGAUUCAGACACACUACAUAUACAUCAUCAUCAUCAUCAAAUCAAGAAGAUCUCUUAAGUUAGUUAUGGUGUCAUCUGAGACUAUGAGGCAAAGAGGGAGAAGAAAAGGGGGUGGUAAUGAGGGUAGUGAUGGGAUGAGGAAGUUGUUGUUAGGGUUAGGGUUCUUGGUGCAAGGAUUCAGGUGUUUCCCUUGGAUGGCUGUUAAUUUUUUUUUAAAAGAUGGGCUUAAGGUUGAUCCUUCUACAUUACAGAUCCUGCAGAGUUCUGCUAAUCUCCCUAUGGUGGCUAAGCCCUUUUAUGGAAUUUUGUCUGAUUCUUUUUACAUUUUUGGUCAGCAUCGUGUUCCUUAUAUUGCCUUUGGAGCAUUUUUGCAGGCGGUGUCUUGGAUUGCUAUAUUCCUCUCCCCCUCAAAUAUUUCAUUUUUUACAAUCACUCUAUAUCUCCUGCUUGGGAACUUGGGUGCUUCGGUAGUUGAGGUUGCCAAUGAUGCCAUGGUUGCGGAGUUGGGAAAACCACCUAGUUCAUCAUCCAAAAAUCGUCAAAAUUCUUCAUCAGGCCAGCUCCAGUCAUUUGUUUGGAUUGCCUCUUCUGUCGGUGGAGUGCUUGGUAACCUUGCAGGCGGUAUUGCCAUUGAUCGUUUUUCCCCUCAAGUGAUGUUCCUUAUGUUUGGCAUUCUCUUAAGUAUUCAAUUUUUGGUUACAAUAUUUAUUCAUGAGAACUCCUUAGACCUUCCCAAGAGCCCAUCAAAUCGAGGGAUCAAAAAACAACUUUCGGAGCUUCUAGCUGCAUUGCAGAAACCAGAGAUAUAUUAUUCAAUUAUCUGGUUUGCAGCUUCUUAUGCAAUGAUUCCAGCACUAACAGGGACGAUGUUCUAUUACCAGACGCAACAUUUAGGUAUUGAAUCGUCAGUGUUGGGUAUAUCUAAAGUAUUUGGGCAGGCUGCAAUGCUUUUGUGGGGUGUUAUCUACAAUAAGAACCUCAAAUCAAUGUCUCCUAGGAAGCUAAUCUCAGCAAUUCAGGCUACGAUGGCUGUUUUCAUGUUUUCGGAUUUCUUAUUCGUGAAAGGGGUAUACAGGAUGUUUGGUAUCCCUGACUCAUUGUAUGUGGUGCUCUUCUCCGGAUUACUGGAGGUUCUCUACUUCUUUAAGAUCUUACCCUUCACUGUUGUUAUGGCACAGCUCUGUCCACCGGGAUGUGAAGGAUCUGUCAUGGCAUUUCUCAUGUCUGCAUUAGCUCUCGCUCUAAUUAUAAGUGGUUGUCUUGGUGUCGCCCUGUCAUCGUUUUUCCAGGUGACGGGGAAUGAUUUCUCAGGCCUACCACACGCCCUGUUAAUACAGGCAGUAUGUACCCUGUUGCCGGUUCAUUGGUCAUCGUGCAUACCUGAUGGAAUCAAGCCUAAAACCAAAGCAAAAGAAGGUUGAUCAGCUGCAGCAGCGAGUGAUGGUCAAUUCAGCUCAGCAGUAGGUCAAGCUUAGCUCCCCCUCGGCUUUCUUCAACCUCUUACAGCUAUAAUUAUCGUUCCAGGAGGAUCCUCCUUCGAAACUUUGGGAGGAAAUUCACUUUAUAAUACAUAUAGAGUUACCACACAUGAAUACCUCAUAGUUUAGGUUUUUGGUUAGUACUAGUCAAAAUUUAGCAUUGUGUCUUGUAUUAGCAUUCGUUAUUUAGUAACUCAAUUGGCUUGUGGGUUUUGCUACAACUAGCCUCGUUUUCAAAUACAACUCCUGCGAGAUGCAGUUUUGUGUAUCGGUUGUAGGUUGAGGUUAUUGAGAAUUUGGUUAUUACUAUGGUAUGUACAAUAUUCUUUUUGAAGACUCGUAACCAUAUGAUUUUUUUC
Molecule: messenger RNA, 2094 nt
Organism: Capsicum annuum
Lineage: Eukaryota; Viridiplantae; Streptophyta; Magnoliopsida; Solanales; Solanaceae
Product: probable folate-biopterin transporter 7
Exons: 2
Coding region: 323-1678 (451 amino acids)
Source: RefSeq, a predicted model, not a curated record